Punctularia strigosozonata HHB-11173 SS5 is the source of this 4338-nucleotide messenger RNA. RefSeq lists its product as uncharacterized. Lineage: Eukaryota; Fungi; Basidiomycota; Agaricomycetes; Corticiales; Punctulariaceae. The coding region runs from base 1 to 4338 and encodes 1445 amino acids. The transcript is spliced from 4 exons. The record is from RefSeq and is a predicted model, not a curated record.
AUGGCGCUCCCGCCCGGUCUCCAGCAAGGGUUCGCGAGCCUCAGCUUGCAUCGAGGAGCACCCUACGACCCUCGACUCGUUCAAGGAGCGCACGCGACGCCGCCAUCGGCUCCGUCUCUCUACUCGUCGGGAGUGGUUCACUCGAUUGAACGCACGACCCAAGACCACGCGUCGUCAUCGUCUCAGACAAGCACCGCGGCCCCAACACCUCCCCUCGUGGGCCGACGAGGACUCUCAGCGCGCGAACUGUACGCCAGUGCAUUGCCGGCGACGCGCACCUCCGUCACUGCGCGCGAUCUCUACGCAAGCGCUCUGCCAGCCACGUCUGCGCCCACGCCUCCUCCUCAAACGCAUGCUCCACCCAACGUAGCACGCGCACCUGCCCAGAUCGAGACGAGUUCGCCGCAGCCGAUUACCACAUCGAGCGCCAGCACCGGAAACGAUCAGUUUACACGCACCCAAUCCCGAACAUCUAUCGCCCCUAACGCAGCACCCGCGUCCGUUGACAGAUGGCCACCUCUUAACUCCGCACCCGCAAGCCCACCACCGGCUUCAAACUCACCCUACGCCGCGUCCCCACCACCCCUCGUACCUUCAUCUUCGUCCGCCUCCUCAUAUUUCCCUCCACCCGCCGACGAACGGGACGGUACUUCAGACCUCCCGCCGCCCACCUUCGAAGAGAGUCUCUCCUCCUCCGGCUCGGUCUCCGUCCCGCCCGAAAAGCACGCCUUCUACGUCGCGAACCAGGACCCGGACGGCCACGCCCCACAGUUGGCCGUAUUGCAGCCUUCAACGAGUGAUGCGAACGCUGGACCGUCAACCGUUCGCCCCCUCCCGACGCCUGGCGCGCAAAGCCAAACCCAAGCGCAAGCGAGCACCCCGCCUGUAUCAGGGCCCACAGCAAACGGCCAAGCCCCGACUACGAGCAGCCCCUCGCCGCCUCCAGCAGCCUCUGAAGCUAUUACUGCAACGCCCGUUCCCGCACCAGCUUACGCGCCUCCCCUGCCCUCGCGUUCCGGGCCCUCAUCGUCGUCCCCUCCCCCAGCGUCGUCCCGCCCACUCGGCGCGCUCGAGAAACGCGCGAUGCACGCGCAGCGCAUGGUCGUCGUCAACCAAACCGAUCCUGAUCCCGCACCCGCACCCGCACCCGCACCCGAGCCUCAAGCGCAAACGCCUCCGGAAGCGGAGCCCCGUGGGUCAGGUUUUCUUCAGAAACGCUCGAUCCACGCCGCACGGCUGACGGACCCAGCGCCCGCGCCCGCCUUCCAACACGGCUCUCAACCGCAACCUCAGGUCGAACCGCAGUCCCCUCGCACGCCAGGAGUCCUCCAGCAGCGCUCGAUCCACGCAACGAGGCUCUCCAUGUCGUUCUACAGCGCGGACGUCGCGCAGUCGUCCGGCGCCUCUCCCGGUUCCUCUCCAGCUCCGCCCCCGCUCCCGACGCGCAGGACCGGAUCCAGCGCGCGUCCGUCGUCGUCGCACUCGCAGUCAGGCUCGUUCGCGUCGCAGACGCCCCCGACGAGUCCGCCGCCGCUUCCCCAGCGCUCCCAAGGCGGCCCUCCCUCGUCUCCGCCCGCGGACUCGCGUAACUCGCGCUUCAUCACGCCCUUCAGAUUUCCCGCCUCUCCCCCUGCGUCUGCCCCUCCCGGACCUAUAUCGGAUCCCAUGUACAGCAGCGCUUACGACUCGUCCCGAGCGUCGCCACCAGCAUCUCAGGACGUGCCGGCUGCGCCUGGUCUUCUUCUUUACCCCACGACCUCGACGCGGAUCACCAACGUGCCCGACUUUGCCAUCACCAGAUCGCAGCACCAAAACACGGUCACCGCUCCUGUCCCGCCACCCUCCGCCCCGCCCGUCAUGCAACACAGCGCGCCAGGGAUGAGCCCGAGCCCCGGUACACCCUCCUUCCAACCGUAUCUCCAACCCCAAGCUACCGGUUCUCCGCCGCAAUCCCAGUCGCCCCAGACGACCGACCGCGGCCUGCUAUCCGACAUGGGCAACGCCGUGCGCAGAAACCCCAACCUCGUCGGCGGCCUCUUGGGUGGCGCUGUCGGCCUCAUGACCGGCGCGUACCUCAACUCGAAUGAUGGCAGCGGGAUUACCGACGUCGUGAGCAACGCUGCCGCAGGGAUGUUUUCUAGCGGCAGCGACAACAGCGGGAUCGUCGACGCUGUGAGCAACGCCGCCGCGGGCAUGUUUUCCGGCGAUAACGACAACAGUGGCUACACGUACGAUCAAACGGACUAUUCCACAGGUGGUGGAGGAGGAGGAGGCGGGCUGUUCAAUGGGCUGGGGAACGUCAUCUCGUCUGUAGUUGGUUCAUCGGACAAUUCGGGUGGUGGAAACAGCGGCGGGAUUUUUAGUGGUCUCGGCGACAUGGUCUCGUCCGCCCUUGGCUCCUCGGACAACUCUGGAGAUAACAGCGGCGGUGGCGGUUAUGACCCGUAUUCGCAGCCAUCCUACAUCGACCAGCAGGAACAGCCCUAUUACGGCCCGGACCUCAGUCAAGACCCAAGCGCGGGUGCCUAUGGCUAUGGUCCGCAGGGCGACAUCGUGAAUAACACCUACGACCAGUCCUACGACCAGACGUACCAACAGACGUACGACCAGUACAUGCAGGACUCGCAGCAAGGGGCGGACCAACAGCAGCAGCAGUUCCAGCAGCAGCUCGCGCAGAUACAGCAACAGGCUGAUGAGCAGCAACAGGAGGCCCAGCACGAGGCGGCGCAGCAGCAGCACGAGAUGCUCGCGCAGUUGCACAAGUACGAGGAGCAGGCGGCGCGGUUGGAGGAAGAGCAGCGGCGCGCAGAGGCGCAGCGGCUGGAAGAGCUGAUGAAGAUGUCUCAGCAGCUGCAGCAGCAGGCGAACGCGGCCGCGGCGCACGAGCAGCAGGCGGAGAUGCAGAGGCUGGAGGAACUGAUGAAGUUAUCACAGCAGAUGCAACAGCAGGCCGCAGAGACCACGGCGCAGAAUGGCGGGGUCGGCGGCGCGUUCUCCACAGGCGGAGGCGCCCCGCAGGCGCAGAGCGGCUCUGGGUACGGCGACGGCGCGUAUCCCUCUCAGAACGGCCCAGGAUAUUCUCAGCCUGCACCUUCUAAUGGCUAUCAAUCGACGAGCUAUGGCGGAUCAAGUUCGAUCUCGAGCAACUUCGGCCAGUCACAGACAGGUGCUGGUUAUCAGCCGACGUCUUACGAAGACUCUACUACCCCUGCUUCAAGUUUCGGCGGGCAGGCCGGAUCGGCGUCGUCCCCUCAGCAUAAUCCUUCUCACCAGUCGCAACCUUCGUCAGGCGGGCAUCCACCGUCCUCUCACGGCGCUCCUUCGCCUCCCGGGCAGAGUAAUUCAGGAGGAAGCCAAUGGACGCCGAACCAUCCUGGGACCCACAACACGCAUCCGUCUGUGCAGCACCAGCAUACCGGCCCUUCGGGGGCACAUCAUUCGCCGCAGCAUCCCGGCCAUCCUUCGCAGCCUGCAGGUGGGACUGGCUACCAACCGACCAGCUACAACGCGCCGCAUCACGGAACCCAGCAACCCCAUAGCGCUCCCGCCAUCCCGAACCAUCAGCCGAACCACUCGGCCUCCCAACCACUGCACCCCGCCGGCGCCAGCCCCAGCUACUCGCCCUCUGCGUAUCCUGGUGGACAUCCGCCUGCUCAAACCCAUGCACAACCACAUCGCCCGCAUACCAACUCAUACCCAGGCCCUCAGGGCGCACAACAUGCAGGCGCCGGAAAUGCUCAUCACACGACCAGUCCCGUCUCGAGCGCAGCGCUAUCGCAUACACACACACCGCCUCAUCCUCAGCACAUGAACUCUUAUCCCCAGUACAACGCCCCGCAUACGACACAGCAACAUCAUCCCCCGGCCCACCUCCAGCAGCAUCCGCACGCUCAGACGCCUGCUUAUCAUCCUCAUAAUCAACCGCAACACCAUCCCAACUUCCAGACCCAACACCAUCCAAACCUUCAGGGUCAGCAUUAUCCGAGUUUCCAGGCCCAACACCAUCCAAACGUCCAGGGUCAGCAUCAUCCGAACAUUCACGCUCAACAUCAUCCGAACGUCCAAGCUCAACACCAUCCGAACAACCAAACCCAACAUCAUCCCCAGACUCAGACUCAACACCAUCCGCACGCCCAGUCUCAGCACUACCCACACACACAAACCCAGCCGCACCGACCCCCGCAUAUGCACGCGCAGUCGUACUCGCACCCCACGACGUACCAACACCCACCCGCGAACGUCCCCAAGCCGGACAGUACGCUGAACCAGCUCGGAAAGCUCGCUAAGGUCGGCGCACUGAGCCUGCUGAAGACCGCUGUCAGGCGAGAUAUCGCGUGA